UCCUCCUCCUCCCCCUCCUCCUCUUUCGGCUUCGAUUCGUCUUCUCUUCUCUUCCUCCUCCCAUGUCUGCUCAAAAUCUGUCCAAGCUUUUCGUAAAUGCCACUAGCUCGAACCCAGUUGCUGUCUCAAGCGAAGCAAUUGCAGAGAAAGUGGUUCAAUCCCUUGUGCGCAGAGGGCUAAAGUCUCUGCGGAAGAACGCCGACUUUCUCUCCGAGCUCGACCCCACCGCAACCCAGCUUGUCCUCAAAGACCCUCGGCUCCCACCCCACUCUAGCCUUGCCUUCUUCCGUUUCUUGCAGAGAAACCAAUCAUCUAUCGUAUCGUUUCGAGCCCUCACGGCCUUAGUUUGUCGGCUUUACGACGCCCGAAAGUUCGACGUGAUUAAGGAUGUCUUGAGCUCUGCUGCGAGGGAUAAGGAUGUGCAAUUGGCAGUUUCAGAUUUUGCCGACCUGGUUCAGGAGAUGAAGGAAGGGCACGGUACUGUUGUGAAGUUGUGUGAUUUGCUGUUUCGGGUGUAUGCGGAUAACAAAAUGUUUGACGAGGCUGUCGGGGUUUACGACUUCAUGGAGAGUCGCGGGUUCGAGAUAGAUGAGAGGUCCUGUAUGGUUUGCUUGUUAGCUCUGAAGAGGUUUGGUACCCUUGAGGACUGUCUGGCAUUCUUCGAGCGGUUGAAGAAGUCGGGUUUGGUGACUGUCUAUUCGUUGACAGUUGUGGUUGAUUUGCUGUGUAGGAAGGGGAGGGUAGGCGAAGCUCGGGAGCUGAUAGAUGCUUCAGUCAAGAAAGGCCUGAAGCCUAAUGUCGUUACCUACAAUACCUUGAUUAAUGCGUGUGUUAAGGGAAUGGAUUCUGGGGCUGUCGAUGAGAUCUUGAGAUUGAUGGAGAAGGAUGGGGUCGAAUACAAUGUGGUUACUUUCUCUCUUUUAAUUGAUCGGUAUUCGAGCUCAGGUAGAAUCCGGGAUGCCGAGGCGGUGUUCAAUGAAAUGCAAGAGAAAGGGGUUAGUCCAGAUAUAUAUGUAUAUACUUCGAUGAUCAGUGGGCAGUGUAAGGCUGGGAAUGUGAAGGGAGCUUCAUCACUCUUUGACGAGUUGAGUGAAAGGGGCCUUGUCCCGAAUGUUCACACAUAUGGGGCUCUAAUUGAUGGCUUCUGCAAGGUUGGACAAAUGGAGGCGGCUGAUAUUUUAGUGAAGGAAAUGCAGGGAAGAGGAAUUGACUUGAAUCUGGUGAUAUAUAACUCUCUAAUUGAUGGGUACUGCAGGAAAAGAAUGGUAGACGAAGCUUGUCGCUUGCAGAGGAUCAUGGAGAGCCAGGGGUUUAAGGGUGAUGAGUUCACUUAUAACACGAUUGCAAGUUGCUUACGCAAUAUGAAUCAGUUCGAGGAGGCAAAGAAGUUGUUGUUCUCCAUGGCAGAGUGGGGAUUGUCUCCCAAUUCUGUGACGUAUACCACGUUGAUCGAUAUAUACUGCAAGGAGGGGAACUUGGUGGAAGCAAGACGGCUGUUUUGGGAGAUGGAGGAGAGGGGAGACAAACCAAAUAUUGUUACUUGCAACGCUUUAGUGGACGGGUACGUUAAGAAAGGGAAGAUCAAGGAAGCUAAUAAGGUGAAGGAGGAAAUGGCAAAUAGAGGACUGACACCUGACACUUAUACGUUCACAUCGCUGAUACAUGGGGAGUGUGUUCAUGGGACAAUGGAUCAGGCAAUGGAACUAUUUCACAAAAUGUCUGAGAGGGGACUGGAAAAGAGUGUGGCCACUUACACGGCCAUAAUCUCGGGAUUGGCCAAGUUGGGGAGAUCAGAUGAGGCCUUUGCAUUGUACGAGGAGAUGAUAGAAGCUGGUUUUACGCCCGAUGACCGAGUGUACACUUCGCUUGCGGGAAGCCUUCAUCAAAUUGGACCAACACCUUAGGGAUAAGUGUCCUCUUUGAAGGUCAUCUCGAAAGUCUGAACUUUCGGAUGAUUGUAGUUUGUCCAUUCUCUAUCUCAAUGAUAGACUGGAAAUUUCUCGGGACCUUACUUCAAGAAAUAUGUUCAGAGAGGUUCAUCCAAUCAAGAGUACACCAACAUAUAUAACCCUUUCUGUUACUGCCCCAGCAGUCAUCUAUUUCCCUGACUUGACUUCUUGCUGAAAUAUACUCUGCUGCAUGGCUUUGUUCAAUUCUCUGUGGAGCAUUUACUAGACUAACUGUUGUUUGAUAUUCUAUGCCUACUUCUAGUUUUCCGAAUAAACCAGACAGGGAAGGAAAGUCUGGUCCUCAAUAGUUCCGUUUCUUCCUUUGUGAUGCGCUUCAUACUAAACUGAUCUUGUAGACAUCUGUCAAAAGGGAUUCUUAUUUAGUGGGUGCACAUCUGCACAGGCUUCCCAUAAACAUUGCCUUAUCUUUGGAAGGUUCAGUGCUGCCCCUCAUUGCUUUUCCUUCCUACCAGGAAUGGUUUCUUGAAUUUAUUAGUGAGGAAUAAAAGCGGUCUCUCUCUCUCUCUCUCUCUCUCUCUAUAUAUAUAUAUAUAUAUUAUUCUGUAUAACAUGUUAUGGAUAUGAUGUAUUAUAUAUUUUUUAUGGUUCCAUUAACUAGUGAGACAUAUACGCUAUUAUGCAUAUUAAAAUUGGAUAGGAUUUUAUUUGUAAAAAUAGAUCAUUUUUAGGGUUCAAAAGAUCCAUUAUUAAUAUGCUUUAAAAAUAAA
This is a messenger RNA of Punica granatum (pomegranate), 2677 nucleotides long. The record is from RefSeq and is a predicted model, not a curated record. NCBI's taxonomy places the organism in Eukaryota, Viridiplantae, Streptophyta, Magnoliopsida, Myrtales, Lythraceae.